Zeugodacus cucurbitae (melon fly) is the source of this 2114-nucleotide messenger RNA. RefSeq names its product origin recognition complex subunit 4 (gene Orc4). The coding region runs from base 674 to 2041 and encodes 455 amino acids. NCBI's taxonomy places the organism in Eukaryota, Metazoa, Arthropoda, Insecta, Diptera, Tephritidae. Gene Ontology annotation, molecular function: ATP hydrolysis activity; DNA replication origin binding. Gene Ontology annotation, biological process: DNA replication; DNA replication initiation. The transcript has 4 exons. The record is from RefSeq and is a predicted model, not a curated record. Gene Ontology annotation, cellular component: nucleus; nuclear origin of replication recognition complex.
AGUGUAAGUUCUAAUAACAACGUAUUUAUUUAUAUUGUUUUAGUAAUUAGUGAUUUCGUGCUAAUUGUGCGGCUAACAACCGCUUUCUAUCAAAUUUUAUUUUACAAAACUGAAAAUAUUACUGCCAAUCAGCUGUUUAUGGGAGUUUAAAACUCACUUUGCUGCCGUCUGUCACCCACAAAUUUGGAAGUGAUUAAAAACGCAGUUAAUCGGUGUUAACUCUGCCGUCUGUCUUGGCUAUAAGAUAAUAUUUGUAACUAGAACGUACCUUUAGAACCUUCUGUUCGGAACUACGAAAGUGCAGCCUAUGUAACAGGAACAGAUCCUGAUUUUUAUCCAGCCAAGGACUGCCAUCUCGGCAGCUCCUGGCAAACUUUUUCUGCCGCUACUACAAAAAACAUUGUUCUACUUUUCUCGGAAAUACUGAUUGCUGAAAUUUCUGUUUAUUUUGCUUUUCAAUUAAACGUCAAAACAACGGGAUGUGACUUGGCAGCACUAUAAGCAGUCAAAUGGUUGGAUAAUUGGCACCACAACUACCAGCGCCAUCUAUAUCAGAAAAUUGGAAUUCGUGCAUUAUACAAACUUUUUUUGGCGCUUAAACAACAGCUGUUCAGUAAAUGCAUUUUCCAAACAACUUUUUGUAAAAUAGUUUUAUUUAGUAAAUAUCGAAAGAAUGCAUGACGAUUUAAUACAAAUUAGACGUUUUUUAAAAGAACGUUUACAGCGUGAUUAUACAACAUUACAUGGACAUGAAGCGGAGCGUGAAAAUGUAAGGCAGUUGCUGCAACGCACUGCAGAAGUUGGAGAAUCAAAUUCACUAUUGCUGAUUGGACCGCGAGGAUCAGGCAAAAGCACUUUAAUUAAUUCUGUGCUUAGUGACCUCGUGCCUAGCGCUGAUUUUCAACAAAAUACUAUGCUUGUGUAUUUGAAUGGUAAUUUGCACACGGACGAUAAAUUGGCGCUCAAAUCGAUCACCAUACAAAUGCAAUUAGAAAAUGCUGCCAAUGGAAAAGCCUUUGGUUCAUUUGCAGAAAACUUAGCAUUUCUAUUGGCUUGUCUAAAGUCGGGGAACAAACGUUCUAAAAGUGUUAUAUUCAUAUUGGACGAAUUUGAUCUGUUCUGUGCUCAUCAUAAUCAGACAUUACUGUACAAUUUGUUUGACGUAUCACAAUCGGCGCAAGCACCAAUUUGUGUAAUCGGAGCAACAUGCCGUCUAGAUGUCAUUGAAUUGCUGGAAAAACGUGUUAAAUCACGAUUUUCACACAGACAAGUUUUUCUCUUUCCGACUUCUGACACUUUUGAAAAGUACCAGGACCUGUUCGAGACUUUAUUAAGCAUACCCACCGACAGGGAGUUGAAGCAGAUUGCUGAACGCGUAUCCCAUUUACAGAAGUUGAAUUCAAAUGAGCUAACAAUGCAUCGUUGUCAUUUCAAUCCUGCCAAGUAUAAAUUUAACAAAAAAUACAUUGAAACUUGGAAUAAUGGCAUUGGUGUGUUAAUAGAUGAUGCAAAAUCGUUGGCAGUGUCUUCAUUAAAGACUCUAUAUGAAAUCGAUAAGAGCGAAUCGUUUUUAAAAAUAUUUAUAUUCCGCCUUGUGUCGCAAUUAGAUCCAGAUACGCAGCCACAUAUUACUGCAGAACAGAUGUCUGAAAUAGUUGCAACCUACACAAUUGAUCCGCGAGUUGAAUUACUAUGUGGCUUAUCCGUGCUCGAAUUAUGCCUUGUUAUCGCUAUCAAACACCAUUCCGAAAUCUAUGAUCGUGAUCCUUUCAAUUUUGAAAUUAUUUUCGCACGUUUUGCGAAAUUCGCUAAAGUGUCGACCACCAUGCAGGGCAUAGAACGUGCUGUCUCGCUAAAAGCUUUUGAACGUCUACGUCAUAUGGAAGUUAUUCUUCCCAUUUCUAAUGUAGUUGGCAAAGUACAAAAAGAUUUUGAAAUGCAUCGUCUGGCAUUAACGUAUGGUCAAUUAAAUGAUGCCGUGCAAAAAUAUCAAGCACUCCCCACGGAGGUAGCGCAAUGGGCACAAAGUUCUAUAAUUUAAGCAAACACAAAUGUUAAGAUGUAAGUAAUUUAUUUUUAUAUAUUUAAAUAAGUAUUAAAUUCAUUAGAAUUGA